Vanrija pseudolonga is the source of this 897-nucleotide messenger RNA. It is a transcript of the gene GCG1, whose product is annotated as Glutathione-specific gamma-glutamylcyclotransferase. The record is from RefSeq and is a predicted model, not a curated record. Gene Ontology annotation, biological process: glutathione catabolic process. The transcript is spliced from 6 exons. Lineage: Eukaryota; Fungi; Basidiomycota; Tremellomycetes; Trichosporonales; Trichosporonaceae. Bases 48 to 713 code for a protein of 221 amino acids. Gene Ontology annotation, molecular function: glutathione specific gamma-glutamylcyclotransferase activity; gamma-glutamylcyclotransferase activity. Gene Ontology annotation, cellular component: cytoplasm.
ACUCGACUCUACUCAUUCACUAUAACAUCAGCCUUUAUCCCUCAGUCAUGACAGUGGGCAAAGAGUACUGGGUCUUUGGUUACGGCUCGCUCAUUUGGAAGCCUCCCCCCCACACCGUGGAGCAACGGCCUGGAUACGUCAAGGGCGUGGUGCGCCGCUUUGCCCAGUCGUCAAACGACCACCGCGGUACUCCAGAGAACCCCGGCCGCGUCGUGACCGUCAUCAACGCCGCCGACUGGCAUCGCCUGGCCAAAGGAGUGGGUCGCGCGACACGUCCAGCCGAGAACACUCGUGCUAAUGCUUCACAGGAUCCGCACGCCGACGACGAGGACCUUGUCUGGGGAGUCGCCUACAGAAUAGACCCGGCCAAGGAGGAGGAGGUGCGCGCGUACCUUGAGUACAGAGAGAAGAACGGCUACACGUCGCACGAUGUGCCGGUGUAUCACACCACCGAGGACGGUACCGAGGCGAUUGCCGUGCCCGAGUCGACGAUCUGGAUCGGCAACCUGGACAACGAGGCCUUCGUCGGCUAUGAACCACUCGACGUUGUUGCGGAUCUGAUUCACGUGCGCCAUGGUCCUUCAGGCCCUAACAAGGAAUACCUGUACCGCCUUGCCGAGGCCGUGCGCCAGCUCUACCCUCACGUCAAGGACCCGUACCUCUUCGAGCUGGACCGCGCCGUGAAGAGCCGCGAGGCUGCUGCACAGGCAUAGGAGGGCCGAGCUCAACGACCACCGCCCGUCUUGUGUGGUCGCGCGACGGAGCUCGCGGACACACGGAAGAGUUGAGCACACGCUAGAUGUGUCGCUUGCUCAUUGUACCUCCCUCUAGAGCAUGUACUCUGUUAUUGAACUCGGGCACAUGCGGACAGCUGCGCUGCGCGGACCGGCCAUGGAC